AGAGAGCAAUUCUCAAAAACUAUUUGCUUCUUUCUGCAUAGAAAUAGAGCUACUGAGACAAUGGGUGCUAAUUAUUCUUCGCCAGGUCAGAGAUUUCCGGUGACCGACCUCCGUGCCAGGCAACCAUGGACACCUCGCUUCGAGUCCGAGAUUGCUCCUUACAGAGUCAACAGUCCCUCUAUUGUGGAAAUCAAGAACAGGAAUCAGUGGAAAUCUCGCCUCAGCGCUCUCAAAGACACCAACAAACUGCUAGUGAUCCAGUUCACAGCCAAAUGGUGUGGACCAUGUAAAUCCCUUGAACCGAAGCUUGAAGAGUUGGCAGCUAAGUACACCGAUGUUGAGUUCGUGAAAAUUGAUAUUGAUGUGUUAAUGAGUGUAUGGAUGGAGUACAACCUUCAUACUUUGCCCGCGAUUGUAUUCAUGAAGAGAGGCAAAGAAGUAGACAGAGUUGUGGGAGUGAAGUUUGAUGAGUUAGAGAGGAAGCUCCACAAAUACACACAAUCCUUCUUUUGAAAAAUAUGAAGCUUUUACUUACUUGCAUGCCAAACAAAGCUCCUCAUGAUCACCUUACGCCAAUAAUUGUUUGCAACUAUAUAUGAAUAAAUGUUUGAACUUGGAUUUGCAUGUACCUGUCCAAGAGUAAUUUCCUACUAUA
Eutrema salsugineum is the source of this 655-nucleotide messenger RNA. Its product is annotated as thioredoxin H8. The record is from RefSeq and is a predicted model, not a curated record. NCBI's taxonomy places the organism in Eukaryota, Viridiplantae, Streptophyta, Magnoliopsida, Brassicales, Brassicaceae. Bases 61 to 513 code for a protein of 150 amino acids. The transcript is spliced from 3 exons.